AUGGUUAAAAGCCCGUACCUGCCGCCUUUCACCUUGUCUCCGUGCUUCGCUUCUCUUACCUUCGGUCCCGAGGGUCCGGUGUCUCCAGGCCUUCCGGAUACCAGAGAAGAUGAUACAUACAAUAAUUUCAAUGAUGGAUUGAAUGGAUUUAGUCUUUUUGGAUCGGGCGUCAUCCGCAGCGGUGAAGUUCUGUCUGUAAUUCCGCCAACUUUAGAGGAUCCGGCGCUCCGCCGCAAUUUGUCCGACGCGAGACCCAGAGCGCGCAGAGGAGAACCAGUGCGCACGGCGUGGGAGGGGGAAGAAGGAGGAGUUCACGGUAUUAGUCUGGAGAUGAUGGUUGCACCAGAGCGCGCACGGGCCAAAACUUUACGAAGCAAGUGCAGCAUUUGGCUCUUUCUAGCUGGGUUCCCGGCGCGUGCUUGCCCGGCUGCUCAGGUCAUGCUGGUGUGGCUCUUCAGGUGCCUGCGCAGCACGCUGCCGUCCGAGAAGGCCUUCCCGCACUGCGCGCACACGUACGGCCGCUCCCCCGUGUGCACGCGCAUGUGGACCGUCACCUUGUGCGCCAUGGUGAAGCCCUUGCCGCACACGGCGCACUUGAAGGGCCGCUCGCCCGUGUGCGUGAGCCGGUGCGUGCGCAUGGCGCCCAUCUGGGAGAAGGCCUUGCCGCAGUCCGGGCACACGUGCGGCUUCUCGCCGGUGUGGACCCGCGUGUGGCUCCGCAGCCCCCCCGCCGUGGAGAAGCACUGCGAGCAGUGCGUCGUAGCGGUUGCGGAAGCCGCGGCCGCACACGGCGCAGCUCUCGGGCCGCUCGUCGCUGUGCCGCAGCUCGUGGUUGGUCAGGCACUUCUCCGACAGGAAGCACUUGCCGCACUCCGGGCAGCGGUAGGGCUUCUCGUGGUCCACGCGCUGGUGGUACUUGAGCUCGCUGAUGCCGGGGAAGGUCUCCUCGCAGUAGCGGCAGCGGAAGCGGUGGCCGGGGCUGUAGGGCAGCUGGUGCUCGCUCAUCUGGUGGUUCCGCAGCAGGUGGGCCAUCUUGAAGGUCUUCCCGCAGUGCGCGCACUCGUACUUGGUCAGCAGCUGGACGCACUGGUGGCGCACGCGCUCGUGCGGCGAGCGGAACUGGCAGCCGCACUUGGUGCAGACGUGCGCGGCGUUCUUGCACUUGCGCUUGCGGUGGGCCGACAGGUGGGUCUCGGUGCGGAAGGCCUUCCCGCACUGCGAGCACUUGUAGGGCUUGACCGCCGUGUGGAAGCGCUGGUGCUCCAGGAACUCGAAGCGGUACUUGAAGCUGCGCCCGCACAGCGGGCAGUUGUGCGUGACCCGCCCGCGCGGGUACACGGCUUUGACCGGGGUCUUCCUGGAGGAGGACAGGGCGGCGGGGCAGGUCCGGACCCCCGGGGCGGCCUUCCGGUGCGGAGCCCCGCCCAGCAGCUUGGCCAUGUCCGCCCCUCCGGCCUCCCGGUGGCGCUGCUGGUGUUUGGCCAGGCUCUUGGAGGAGAUGAAGCUCUUGCCGCACUGCUGGCACUGGUAGGGCUUGUCGUGGUCCACCUGCUGGUGGUACUUCAGGUCGCCGAUGCCCGAGAAGCCGGCGCCGCAGUGGCUGCACUUGAACAGGCGGCUCUGCAUGUGGGUCAGCAGGUGCUCCUUCAGCCCGCUGGACUUGGGGAAGCUCUUCCCGCACUGGCCGCACUCGUGGUGGCGGCCCCGCUUCGGGCAGCGGUGGCGGAACUUGUCCAGCGAGGUGGGGAAGCUGUCCCCGCACUUGAUGCAGAGGUAGGCGGCGUUGCGGCACUUGCGGAGCCGGUGGCCGGCCAGCAGGGUGGCGGUCCGGAAGGCCCGGCCGCACUGGGAGCAGUGGUAGGGCUGCAGCCCGCUGUGGACCCGCCGGUGCUCCACCAGGACGGAGUGGUGCUUGAAACACUUGUCGCACUCGGGGCACCUGUGGACCCCCGGCGGCUGCUGCCGCCCGCGGGGGGGCGGCGAGACGUCGGCCCCUUUGGGGGAUUCGGGAAAGUCGGCGGAGGUGGACGGGUUGGUGGACAGCUCCUCGUCGAACAUGACGAUCUGGGGGACCUCGCCGUUUUCGUCGUCGCAAUUGCUCGGGUGGGAAGCGAUGGCCACCUCCAGGGAUGGCGGGAGGGACAGGGAGGGGAUCAGGAGAUCGUCCGACUGAAAGUGAGCUGCAGGGGGAGAACGGCGGAGAGAAAAAUGAAUAAAAAGCCCCAUGUGUGGAACUCCAGCACCGUCUUAAACACCCACAAACACACCGACGGUGGUCUUUGCCAGCUUCCCGUGGCACUGCUUGCUCUGGAGGAGGAAUUUAAGGUCGUCCCCGUUUGA
This is a messenger RNA of Menidia menidia (Atlantic silverside), 2340 nucleotides long. NCBI's taxonomy places the organism in Eukaryota, Metazoa, Chordata, Actinopteri, Atheriniformes, Atherinopsidae. The record is from the annotation of a GenBank genome assembly.